Molecule: messenger RNA, 3856 nt
Organism: Aplysia californica (California sea hare)
Lineage: Eukaryota; Metazoa; Mollusca; Gastropoda; Aplysiida; Aplysiidae
Biological process (GO): activation of GTPase activity
Molecular function (GO): protein binding; guanyl-nucleotide exchange factor activity
Source: RefSeq, a predicted model, not a curated record
GAGUGUCUGCGGGCACAGACUCUGAGGGCGACUUCAUCGAUGAUGCUGACGACGUGGACAGCGACCUAGCUGAGAACUUGUCGCGCACCAGCAGCGAGCGCAGUGGGGGUCGUGGCAUCAACCGCGACGACAACACCAACACCGCCAGCAACAACAUCUCCACUUCAGCUUCAACCGCUGCUACAGCAUCUACCACAACUGUCGCGAACGCUGAGGAAUCGGCUUCGGUGACCCUUAGAAGUCAGACGUCGGAAGGCGGAGUGCCCAAUAUGGCUUCGUCGUCCUCGUCGAGUGGCGGUGGGGGUGGUGCCGGCCCUCCCCUUCCCCCGCCCCCUGCCCUGCCCCCCCGCACCUCCAAGGCACUGAGCCAGGUUGCUGAGAACUCCCCUCCCCUCCCUCCACGUAACCCCUCCCUGUCCAAUAAAGCCACACUGGGGAUUAACCUGGACACAGUGGUACCCAUCUCUCCACCAGCACACCAUGGCUCCUCGAAAUCUCUCGACACGAGAAAAGACAGGUUUUCUUAUGGUCAGGGUAGCCACGAUGGCUCGGAGACCGGCUCUUUGCCUGGCAAACUAGAAUACAUUGACUAUGACCCAGCGUCCCCAAACACUUUAGAGCGGAUCGAGAAGUCAGAACCCGUGAUCACUGUGGAGCUGCGGCGGGGUGGUCAGAACAAGAGUGGCUCCAAGAAGAAGAAACGAGAGUCCAGUCGUAAGUCGAGUGGGUCGAGCCGUCCGAUGUCGUCUGCCUCCACGGCCUCCACAUCAUCCUCCUACAUCUACCCAGACAUCAACGCCUUCCCCGAACUACGAGCCUACAACAAUGAUGAUAAUCUCUACGUAGAUUUAGAAGAUGAGCACAUCUACGGGAAGGCCUCGGACAUCUACGUCAGCCGCUUUGAGUCCGAGCCGUUGUACCAGUGGUACAGCAAGGACAAGAUGAUCCAGGUGAUCCGAUCGGAUAAGUCGGACGACCUGUCGGAUGAAGAGUACCUGGAGCACGGACAUGCCGACGAGCAGUCCAUCUACGAGGACGUGGAGCGUCUCCUGGAGGAGAGCAGCAGCAACUCCAGCCUGGCCGCGACGUCUAACUCUUCCAGUGGUAGUGGCGGUGGCGGUGGCGGUAACGGUGGUGGUGGGGGUGGUGGCAGCAGCAGUGGGAAGUCUGCACAGAACAACCGUCUGAGUGUUGGUGGUGGGGGUCUGAGCGCUCGGGACAAGCCACAGAGACGGUCGGUCAUCGAGGACGUGUUCAAGAACGGCGGGACGCUGCACAGGGCGCUGUGGUGCCAGAUGCCAGAGGUCGUUGACAGUGGCAUCCUGAAAAACAUUUCGGAUAAAGAAAAGAAAAUUCAAGAGGCAAUGUUUGAAAUCAUGACGUCGGAAGCGUCGUACUUGAAGUCCCUGAAGAUCUUGAUCAGCGUCUUCCUGAUGGCGCCCGAGUUCUCGGUGGACAUGUCUGACCGCAGCGUCAUCACGUACAGAGACCGCCAGGUGCUUUUCUCCAAUAUCGGCAGCAUCAAAGACAUCAGUGAAGGGUUUCUCAAGGACCUGGAGUCUCGCUGGCAGGAGUCCUACUUCCUGAACGAUAUUUGUGACAUCAUCGAGAAACACGCUUCGGAAAAGUUUGAGCCUUACGUUCGUUACUGUAGCAACCAGCUCUUCCAGGACAGGGCCCUCAACACUCUCAAACAACGGCCAGAGUUCAACGAGGCGGUCAAACGUCUAGAGCAGCACCCGGACUGCCAGUUCCUUCCCUUGGGCUCCUUCCUGCUCCUUCCCAUGCAGCGAAUCACCCGUCUGCCCCUGCUGGUGGACGCCAUCUGUCACAGACUCGAACCAGGGAGCCCUCGCCACCUCAGCGGACAAAAAGCCCUCUACAGUCUCAGAAAGGUGGCUAAACGAUGCGAUGAGGCGGCCAAGAAGAUGCAGCAGACAGAACAGAUUUGUCUACUGGCCUCCAACCUCGAGUUUAAGAUAAAGGAGUUCCCACUAGUGUCUGCAUCCCGGUUCCUGGUCAAACAAGGGGAGUUAACCAUGGUGAAGAGUGACGGGACCACCCGCAAACCUCUCAGCAAACUUCUGGGGCACAAUAAGGAAAAUAUCUACUUAUUCCUCUUCAACGAUAUUCUGCUUCUCACCAAGAAGAAAGGCGUGACCUACCAGGUGAGGGACUACUGCCAGCGCAACUCGCUGCACGUGGAGGCCAUUGACCACCCGGACAAGUCUCGGCACAUCGCGCCCGGCGCGGCGGCCGGAAUUCCCAACGUCUUGUUCCUGGCCAUGUUGGCGAACCACGAGAACAAGCAGGUGGAGCUGGUGUUGUCGGUCAAGUCGGAACUGCCCCCAGCACCAGUGCGUGAGGAAGUACAUCGCGCAGCAACCGGAUGAGCUCAACAUGGAAGAGUCGGAUGUGAUCAACGUCACUCGCAAGAUGGGCGACGGUUGGUGCGAAGGAGAGAGAAUCCGCGACGGGGAGAAAGGAUGGUUCCCCGCCAGCCACACAGAGGAGAUCAACAACAGUCACGUGAGGGCCCGCAACUUGAGACUACGCUACCGGCUCAUGAUUGCCUCCUCGCAGGAGUACGCGCCCGUCGACUACAAGCACUGAGCCUAUGUGUCUCUCUGGAUGAGCCUGUGUCUGGUUGAGUAUCGAUCUUGAUGAGCCUGUGUCGGGUCGAGUAUCGAUCUGGAUGAGCCUGUAUCUGGUUGAAUCUAUCCGGAUGAGCCUUUAUCUGGUCGAGUUUCUAUGUGGAUGAGCCUGUAUCUGGUUGAGCCUAUGUCCGGUUGACACUCUGUGGUUGAGUCUAUCCAGAUGAGCCUGUAUCUGGUUGAGUCUCUAUCUGGUUGAGUCUCUAUCUGGAUGAGUCUCUAUCUGGUUGAGUCUCUAUCUGGAUGAGUUUCUAUCUGGUUGAGUCUCUAUCUGGUUGAGUCUCUAUCUGGAUGAGUUUCUAUCUGGUUGAGUCUCUAUCUGGUUGAGUCUCUAUCUGGUUGAGUUUCUAUCUGGUUGAGUCUCUAUCUGGUUGAGUCUCUAUCUGGUUGAGUCUCUAUCUGGUUGAGUCUCUAUCUGGUUGAGUCUCUAUCUGGAUGAGUCUCUAUCUGGUUGAGUCUCUAUCUGGUUGAGUCUCUAUCUGGUUGAGUCUCUAUCUGGAUGAGUCUCUAUCUGGUUGAGUCUCUAUCUGGAUGAGUCUCUAUCUGGAUGAGUCUCUAUCUGGAUAAACCUUUAUGUGGAUGAGCCUGCGUUUGGUUGAACUUGUAUCUGAUUGAACCUGUAUCUGCUAAGGUCUCUAUCUGGAUGAGCCCGUAUUCAGUUAAGUCUGUAUCCGGUUGGGCUCUAUCUGGUUGGGUCCCCUGUCUGGAUGGUCAUCUCCUUAUAAGAGCCUCUAUCUGGACCAGACUCAAUUCUUUCUCUUUGUUAUUCCACACUGGUGUAUCUCAACUGUGAAGGGAGGUGUCAAAUUUCUCCCCUGUGUUGAGGAAAGUUUUCGUAGAAAUGUGUGGCUCAGCAAAAUAUGAGAAAUGAGAGACGGCGAAAUGUGUGAGAAGUUUAAGUGUGAGAAGCCAAAAUAAUAUGUGAGAUGUAAAUGUGCGAUGGCUGAAGGUAGACUUAUAGACCACAAGAAUGUUCUAGUUCUGCCGUGAAAGAUAAAUGCUUAAAUUAAGUAAACUCUGGUGACAGUUACAGUUGUUACCCAGGAUCAAGUGCUGAGGAUGGAAGAUGUCUUUUGUUUGUUCAGCCUUAUUUUGCUUAUUAUGAGCUUGAGAAAACCAAUGAUAUUGCUGGAAACUGAUGCUAUGUAAAUUUGAAACAUGACUUAUGAUUUUUUAACAUGUUCACCCAAAAGUUUAAAAAA